Colletotrichum spaethianum is the source of this 840-nucleotide messenger RNA. Its product is annotated as complex I intermediate-associated protein 30, mitochondrial. The transcript is spliced from 2 exons. Bases 1 to 840 code for a protein of 279 amino acids. The record is from RefSeq and is a predicted model, not a curated record. Lineage: Eukaryota; Fungi; Ascomycota; Sordariomycetes; Glomerellales; Glomerellaceae. Gene Ontology annotation, biological process: mitochondrial respiratory chain complex I assembly; mitochondrial electron transport, NADH to ubiquinone. Gene Ontology annotation, cellular component: mitochondrion.
AUGCGGGCGACACCGUCGCUGAUGAGCAAAGGCAUCUUUGCCCGGACUUUGGAUGAACUAAAGCGACGCGCAAGCAUUGUCGCAAAAGCCGAAGGCAUCAAGGGCCCCUCGGGUCCAUACCUACUCCAAGACUUCCGCGAGCCCGGUUCGACCGACGACUGCAAACUCAUGUCCGACCAAGAGAUUGGCGGCUUCUCCCACAGCGCCCUUGAAUGGGUCCCCUCUUCAUCCUCCACAAGAACGGCCCGCUCGUCGCAAAGCAGCCCAACAAGUAGCACGAGGGGUUACGCCCGCUUUCACGGCACGAUAUCCACCGAACUCCCCAAAAACGACCCCAAGAUUCAACGUACAGGAUUCGCAGCAUGGCGGACGCCGGACCAGCGGGGGACACUUUUGGGCAAGUCGGUCUGGGACAUCGACCCAUACUCGUAUCUCGCGUUGCGCGUCAAAUCGGACGGGCGGAGUUACUUCAUCAAUCUGCAAACGGACUCGGUGGUGCCAACGGACUUGCACCAACACCGACUGUUCGCGAAGAGGCCGGGCGAAUGGGAAACAGUGUUUGUCAAGUGGAACGACUUCGUGCGGACGAACCACGGCUUCGUGGUCGAGCCGCAGACGGAGAUGCUGCGUUCCAAAGUUAGAAGCGUCGGUUUGGGAUUGACGGAUCGUGUGCCCGGUCCGUUUGAGCUGUGCAUUGAGAGGAUAUGGGCAACAAAUGAUGUCGAGGAAGCAGUGGAGGAGAGUGACGGGGAUAUGUUUGCUGCGCAGGAGGCAAGGGAGACAAGAGAGAGCGAAUUGAGGAAUCGGGAGGGAAAGAGUAUUCGGUGGAAGGAGAGGUAA